CGCCGCUACGAGUAUUCCAGGCCUCCCGAAUCCGCGCGAGAGUUUACGUGUGACGUCGGCGUCUGCGUCGGCGUCACGUCGGCGUCGGCCACGUUCAGCGGAGACGGGAGCAAGAUGGCGAUUCCGGGCAGGCAGUAUGGGCUUAUUUUGCCAAAGAAAGCACAGCAGUUGCACCCUGUUUUGCAAAAACCAUCAGUGUUUGGGAAUGAUUCUGAUGAUGAUGAUGAGAUAAAGGCCCAGGGCGCCUGGAUGGCUCAGUCAGUAAAGUGGCUGACUCUUGGUUUUGGCUCAGGUCAUGAUCUCAGGGUGACCUCCGUGAGUGAAAGCCUUCAGAGGGAAGCUGCUAAGAAGCAAGCAAUGAAACAGACCAAACUAGAAAUCCAGAAGGCCCUUGCAGAAGAUUCUACUGUAUAUGAAUAUGACAGUAUUUAUGAUGAAAUGCAGAAAAAAAAGGAGGAAAAUAAUCCCAAAUUGAUUUUGGGAAAAGACCGAAAGCCCAAGUAUAUUCACAACCUACUAAAAGCAGUUGAGAUCAGAAAAAAGGAACAGGAAAAGAGAAUGGAAAAAAAAAUACAGAGAGAACGAGAAAUGGAGAAGGGAGAAUUUGAUGAUAAGGAGGCAUUUGUGACAUCUGCCUAUAAGAAAAAACUGCAAGAGAGAGCUGAAGAGGAAGAAAGAGAAAAAAGGGCUGCUGCACUCGAAGCACGUUUGGAUGUAACCAAGCAGAAAGAUCUCAGUGGAUUUUAUAGACACCUGUUAAAUCAAGCAGUUGGUGAAGAGGAAGUACCUACAUGCAGCUUUCGUGAAGCCAGGUCUGGGAUAAAGGAAGAGAAAUCAAGGGGUUAUUCUGAUGAAGUAAGUUCAGAGAACAGAAUACCACAUGAGAAAUGCAGUCUCCAAACUGUUGUGCAAGCAGAAGAAAACCCAGAUGCAGACAGUGACUUUUAUGCUAAUAGUGAGGAUGACGAAAUGGAAGAAAAUAAUAAAGUGAACUGCAGAAGGAAAAAGGUCACAGAGACCUCCGAGAGUGACUCCAAGCAUCAGAGAAAUCAAGCGCACUCACGGUCUUCUAGUGAAGAAAGAGAGCAUGGUACCAAAUGCCACACAAAAAGGUCCAAGUCAGGAGUUCAUGAGAAAAGGGAAGAUCAGCACCAAGAGAGACAAUCCAGGGAUCAUGAGAACUAUUACACUGACCGUGGUUCCCGAAAAGAAAAGAAGGAUUCUCAGAGGCACAGAGAGGUCAGUCACAGAGCUUCUCACUGGAAGAGGCAUGAACAUGAAGAUAAACUGAGGGGAAGAGACCAAAGAGAAAGAAAUGACAGAGAUUGGAAAAGGGAGAAAGACAGGGAGAAAUACUCCCCAAGAGAACAAGAAAGAGAUAGACCACGAAAUGAUCAUGACCGACACAAUGAGAAAGGAGGAGAGAAAGAAGAGAAAAGCAAAGAAAAGGAAGAGCAUAUGAAAGCAAGGAAAGAAAGAUAUGAAAACAGUGAUAAGUACAGAGAUAGAGAACGAGAAAUAAGUGUUCAAUCUUCAGAAAGAAGCCGAGACAAAAAAGAAAGCAGCCCAAAUUCUAGGGCAAAGGAUAGGUUUCUUGACCGGGAAAGAUCCAAUAAAAUGAGAAAUACGGAAAAGGACAAAGAAAGAAACCCAGAAAAACCCUCCAGUUCUGAAACAUCCCUGGGAGCAAAACACAUACUCACAGAGGGAUGCCAAGAGAUGGGCAAAGAACAAGAGAGACCACAUGAGGUGGGGAACAAGUUUGCAAAACGAAGCAAUGAAGAAACUGUAAUGUCGGCUAGAGACAGGUACCUGGCCAGGCAAAUGGCACGGGUUAAUGCAAAGACGUAUAUUGAGAAAGAAGACGAUUGAUAACUGCCCAAAUAGAAAGACCUGUGGAAGCACAAAAAUUGUAACUCCUGGACCAUGGUGUGUGAAGGCACAAAGGAGUGUGUUAACAGUGGUUGGGAGGGUAUUUUUUAAUGUAUUUUCAGAAUUCAUUUUUGGUUAAGUAAAAAAUAAGUCCUUUUUUCUUGAAUGUUUGAGUGAAUUGAUAUAUAUAUUACCAAUACCACAUUCUUGGUUGUAAUCAAGCCACUUAAAGAAUGUUAAAUCCCUAUAGUUACUUAAUGAGGAAAAUGGGCUCCACUGUAGCUAUUAAAAAAUAAUUCAAACAACUCCCCUAAUAAUGUUGGUUUUGUUGCAGGGAGGUGUUAGGUUUAUAAAUACUGUAUUCUAGAUAAAAAUAUGGAUUUCAGGGGCACCCAGGUGGCUCAGUCGUUAAGCGUCUGCCUUCGGCUCAGGUCGUGAUCCCAGGGUCCUGGGAUCGAGUCCCACAUCAGGCUCCCUGCUCAGCGGGAGGCCUGCUUCUCCCUCUCCCACUCCCCCUGCUUGUAUUGUAUUCCCUCUCUCGCUGUCUCUCUCUGUCAAAUAAAUAAAUAAAAUCUUCAAAAAAAAAUUUUUUUUUAAAUGUGGAUUUGAACAAUAGAGACUAUUGUUAUACUUCACAUUCUGAAAUUUGUGUUAAUGUAUAAUGGAUCAUACAUCUUGUGUAAGUAACUUUCUAGCUCACAGCACAUUUGGCUUAAAUGCAAAUAAAAAUAGUGAUGUGUUUGUA
This is a messenger RNA of Mirounga angustirostris (Northern elephant seal), 2617 nucleotides long. RefSeq names its product nuclear speckle splicing regulatory protein 1 (gene NSRP1). The coding region runs from base 115 to 1872 and encodes 585 amino acids. The transcript has 8 exons. Gene Ontology annotation, biological process: regulation of alternative mRNA splicing, via spliceosome. NCBI's taxonomy places the organism in Eukaryota, Metazoa, Chordata, Mammalia, Carnivora, Phocidae. The record is from RefSeq and is a predicted model, not a curated record.